AUGCGACCUGAUAAGCCGCGCGAUGUUGUCGCUGGUCCAGACACUGGUCCGGAAGCCCCUUAUCCAAUCCGACUCUCCGGCCCGGUGAUCAAAGGUUUUGGUCGAGGAAGCAAAGAUCUAGGAAUUCCAACAGCCAAUAUCCCCGCCGAUGACCUAUCCGAGAAACAUCCCGAGCUGUCAACAGGUGUCUACUACGGCGUCGUAGCGCUUGAUCCCAAGGAAUUCGCACAAGAAAACGGAUUAACCGGGGACAUCGAAACCACCAACGAGCCUAUUCUCCAGCCUGCAGUGCUGAGCAUCGGGUAUAACCCAUACUACAAGAAUACAGUGCGCUCCGUGGAAAUCCACAUCAUGCCCCCUCUUACCCAGCCCUCCCCUACAGCAGUCGCAAGACCUAAGUUCAACCGACUCCCGGAUUUCUACGAUACACACCUCAAUCUACUUAUUCUGGGCUAUAUCCGACCGGAAUUCGACUAUGUAUCUGUUGAUGCGCUGAUUGAGGAUAUUCGUCUUGAUUGUGAAGUUGCGAGGGAGAGUCUUUUGAGGGAUGCUUAUAAGCGGUAUCUUGAUGAUAAUACACAGGGAGUUGAGGAUAUCAAUGAUGAUCGGAGGUGGUUGUCGAGCUUUUAG
Molecule: messenger RNA, 630 nt
Organism: Penicillium angulare
Lineage: Eukaryota; Fungi; Ascomycota; Eurotiomycetes; Eurotiales; Aspergillaceae
Gene: fmn1
Product: riboflavin kinase
Exons: 3
Coding region: 1-630 (209 amino acids)
Biological process (GO): FMN biosynthetic process; riboflavin biosynthetic process
Cellular component (GO): mitochondrion
Molecular function (GO): riboflavin kinase activity
Source: RefSeq, a predicted model, not a curated record